Acanthoscelides obtectus is the source of this 3040-nucleotide messenger RNA. The record is from the annotation of a GenBank genome assembly. Lineage: Eukaryota; Metazoa; Arthropoda; Insecta; Coleoptera; Chrysomelidae.
CUUUCUUCACAGGCUGAUAAUGCUCAUCUUCCUCCUACCGCUAAUACUGAUCAACUACAUUCGAAGCCUGAAGUACUUAGCUCCUCUAUCGAGCAUAGCCAACUUUGUCACUGUUGCCAGCUUCGGAAUCAUUCUUUACUAUCUCAUCCAGGAGGACAUCACUUUCGAAAAUAGGCAAGCAAUUGGGGACUGGAGAGACUAUCCCUUGUUUUUUGGAACGGCGUUAUUUGCAUUGGAAGCUAUAAGCAUGAUAAUGCCACUCGAAAAUGAGAUGAAGACACCACAAUGCUUUGGAGGAACUUGCGGUGUUCUCAACAUCGGUAUGACUGUAAUAGUAUUACUCUACGUAGCCAUGGGUUUGCUUGGAUACUUGGCAUAUGGAAAAGACGUUGGAGGGUCUAUUUCCUAUACAAUUGGAUCAGAUAUACCCGCACUGAUCUGCAAAUUAAUGUUGGUGUUUGCCAUUUUCGUCACACACUCGCUUCAAAUGUACGUCUCCAUCGACAUAGUUUGGCGACAAUACUUGCUGCCAAAAUACGAGAAGAGUCCUUUCAAUACCGUUUACGAAUACAUUAUUAGAACAUUGUUGGUCACUGGAUGCUUCCUUCUGGCUGCAGCAGUACCAUACCUAGACCUUUUCAUCUCCCUAUUUGGAGCGCUGACCCUCUCUGGACUAGGUCUUGGCUUCCCAGCGAUAAUCGAAAUCAGCUUGUACUGGUAUGAGCUCAAAGGAGCUUGGGGGAAAUGGAUCAUUGGAAAGAACAUUCUGAUAGCACUUUUUGCUAUAAUUGGUUUAGUAAUUGGCACUUACACCAGUUUGGAGAAGAUUAUUCUGAAGUUUGGAGAAGACACCAGUGAACCUGAUGACAAUGUUUGAAAUGAUUUAUUUGGUUGGGUAGAUGAUCUACAUAUAUCCCUCAACUGGUCAUUUAAAAUAAAUGACUAUUAUAAUACGUAAGACAUAACCUAGUUUUGGAAGUGAAGGAAAACAGAUUCAGAACCGCAUUCAGAAAGAAAGAAAAUUGAAUAAAGGGUUAGAAGUAUCUGCAAAUUUCAUGAUAAUGUUGACUGUACAAAAAGAGACACUGACAACGGGUUGUGCAAAAAUUUGUAUAACUUACUCUAACCAUAAAAUGAUUCAUAUUGUAACUCUUUUUUUACGUGGAAACGGCUUAGGAACAUUUUUUCUGGAAGAAAUGGCAAUGAGGUACUAACAAUAGAGGGAGCUAUUGAUCAUAUAUACUUAUUUACGUAACAAAAACGUAAUCAAAAACGCGACCUUUUAAAGCGGCACGCAGUAUAACUCGAACAAUUGUCAUUCCUUUCACUCAUUUUUUUACAAUAUCUUUAAAACAAGAUUCUGAAGAUAAAUACACAAAAAAACAUUUUUUUAAAUCCCAUACGUAUUUAUUUACCUAUAAACGUGAACAUGUACAAAGGGUUGUUUUUUUUUCGAGAUCCAAAUUUGCCGUAGCUACGAGUAUGCUUUGUACCGCAAAGCUCCUCAAAUUAUGUGCGUCUCGUGAAAAUGGCUACUCUGCCACAAUUUUUGAAUGAAUGUUUAUGAUUUUUUUUUUCUAUUUGUACUUAGCUGUAUGCUCAACAUCUUCCUUCAAUACCACUUUACUAUCUUAGUCUUCCACAAAAAAUGAACAAAACACACGUUUUUUGACCAAUGGUGGUACCCCUUAAAGGAGGUUGUAUCUAGUUAUCAAUGAUCAAUGUUACCAAGUAUAUGUGCUGUGAUACACAUCGUACAUUUUUUACAAGCCAUACAUUUACAAUAACCAUCUCAUCACAUAUUCUACCAUAUUCAAACGAACAUUCAAAUAGGUAUUACAAAGUUUACUCAUAAUUUAUUGUAACCUUAUAUUAUGUAGUCCAAAAAACAAUAUCGUGUUCAUCUUGAAUUCAUCACAAUAACAUCAUUUCAAACAUUGCCAGUGAUAGAUGCUGUUAUAAUGUCGUUAUUAUUUUUGAGACACCGCAAAAUUACUAUUAAAUGCAAUUUAUAAUUUUCGUGUUCUCACUUCCUGUAAUAUUCUAUGUGAUCUUCUGAGAGCUUACUGACUUAAACACUGACACUUAAAAGACACUUAACGUAAGAGAAGCGGUUAAGGAACAAACUAGAUUUUAGAAAUAAGAUGUAAUUUAUAUUAAAUAAACUCAGACAGUUAAAGAAAAUAUAAGAGAUGUAUUCUUUCACUACUAACUCGAGAAGACACACCUCUGGAUUUCAGGCAGAAGUGUAUGCCAUCUUGCAUUGUGCAAGAGUAAAUAAUCAGCGUACGUACAAUAAUAGAAGGAUGUUACGUUAGCCUACUUAAAAUAAUUCCAUGUAAUGAAUUUUUUUGCCACGCAUCCCAACUGUGACAAUAUACACUGAGAGUCGGGCGUCACUCGAAGCGUUAAAAAGUCCUAGAGUCAUAUCUGCAGUGAUCUGGAAAUGCCAACAAGAACUGAGCACACGGGCGAAACAACAAGGUAACUUUGAUGUGGGUGCCAUAACAUUUAGGUAACCCAGAAAAUGAGCUCGCAAGAAAAGGAUCGUCAACAGCCUUUAUAGGUUCGAAAACCGCCUUGAGGGUGCCUAAAGGCACAAUAAGAAACCAAGCCAAAGAAUCGGUAACAAACCAGUUCCGGAAAUUUAUCUCGGGACCAAGCCUAAAUACGGCUGCGGAACAGCUCUCAACGAGUAGAAAGCAUCUCAGUGUAGUUACAGGCUUUCUGACAUUACUUAAUUUAUUUGAAAACGGAAGAGAUAUAGUAUUAUCAGUGAAUCUACAUACCUGUGCCUCAGGCUAUAAAAAUGACGCACUUCUCAGGCUAGAUAUGUAAUGUACUACUUUAUGAUCACAUGUACAGUAAUACUAACUUAUCCGAAUGAUCAUUUAGCAUCAUGAUGAGUAAAAAUCAAUUUUAUUAACUACAAAUCAAAUUAUUGUAGGAACUAGGAGCUUAUGAUUAAUGAUCCUCUUUCAACUGAAUUCAAUACGUUCUCUUUAACCUUAUAUAAUAAGUACAUUUUUAUAGACAGCAU